Messenger RNA from Alternaria triticimaculans, 1926 nucleotides. RefSeq lists its product as uncharacterized. The record is from RefSeq and is a predicted model, not a curated record. Bases 1 to 1926 code for a protein of 641 amino acids. The transcript has 5 exons. NCBI's taxonomy places the organism in Eukaryota, Fungi, Ascomycota, Dothideomycetes, Pleosporales, Pleosporaceae. Gene Ontology annotation, molecular function: phosphoric diester hydrolase activity. Gene Ontology annotation, biological process: lipid metabolic process.
AUGUCCUCGAACCCAGACAAGGAGGUCGUGCUCGUAACAGGAGCAACCAACGGUAUCGGUCUGGACACCGUCAUUUAUAUUGCCUCUGCAUCUCCAAAGUACCAUGUCAUAAUCGGCGCGCGCAACAUGUCGAAAGGCGAAACAGUCUUGAAAGAUGUGCAAGCCAAAGCAGGCAUCCAAGGCACACUCUCCCUGGUGCAACUCGACGCCAAUGACGACGAUUCUAUCAAAGCUGCUGCCAAGAAGAUCGAGGAGGACUUCAGCAAGCUCGAUGUGCUUAUCAACAACGCUGGUAUAUGUCCCGAAAGAGACGGCACAUGGCCAGACCGAGAGCAGAUGCGCACCACGUUCGAAACCAACGUCUUUGGCCCUACCAUCCUCACAGAAGCUCUCAUUCCCGCAAUGAAGCGCUCAUCCAAUCCGCGCAUCAUCAACGUGUCCUCUACUAUGGGUAGCAUCACUUUGAUCUCCGAUCACAGCUCUCCCUACGCCCAGGUUAAAUACCCCGGAUAUCGCAUGACUAAAGCUGCGCUCAACAUGUUGACGGCAUACCAGUACGUCCAGCUCAAGCCAGAUGGCUUCAAGGUCUGGACGUACUGCCCAGGCUAUGUGGUGACGGAUAUAGGAGACGACAAAGAGCAAAGGAAGGAACAAGGCCUUGAGAGUUCAGAGACAAGUGCGCUAGGACUGUUACAGAUUGUGCAAGGCGAGAGAGAUGCUGAUGUAGGAGGGUUUGUCGGCAGAUAUGGACAGAAGUAUGACUUCAAUUCAGAAGGAAAGAGCAACAUGUUGGGAUCAUUGGCUUCUGCGAGCGUAAUGCUCUUCGCUCAAAGCGCACUGGCAUCCAAGUCUGACAUCCGUUUCAACCAUAUUCAAGUCAUCGGAACGCACAACUCCUACCAUCGUGAAGUCUCACUCGCCGAGCGACCAGUCUUUGAGAAAUACGUACCGUCUCCAGAAGACUACUACUACUCGCACGCAGAGCUCGACAAUCAAUUGGAGUACCAGUCCGUGCGCUCUUUCGAGCUCGACUUACAUUCGGAUGAAAAGGGCGGCCUGUACUAUCCCCCUGUCAUAUGGACGCUCUCAAACUUGACAAACGCCACCACUCCUUACAAUGGUGACAUUCUGAAGAAGCCAGGUAUCAAGGUGUUCCACGUCACAGACUUCGACCCCGAUUCUGUCUGCCACACCUUCAUCGACUGUCUCAAGCAGUUGAAGAGUUGGUCAGAUGCACAUCCAAGACACGUCCCUAUCACUAUUGAUCUCGAGCUCAAGACCGAUGCGCCGGCAUGUUCAUUAGGCGGUGUCUGCCCUGGCGAAGCGACAAACUGGACCCUCCCUCACCUCUUGAACGUCGACGCGGAGAUCCUCUCUGUAUUUCCUAAGAAGCAACUCAUUCGCCCUGAUGACGUGCGCAAGAGUGGUCUUACCCUCGAGCAGUCCAUCUUGCAACAAGGCUGGCCGAAGCUAAAGGAUGUUCGCGGCCGCCUUCUAUUUUUCUUCGAUAACGACCCAAAACCCAGUGACCCGAACUCGCCUCGCGAGCUCUACAAAACCGGCGCCCCCUCGCUACAAAACCGCACUGUCUUCACCAAUGCGCUCGAAGGAUCUUCCGAUGCUGCAUUCAUCAAAUACAAUGAGCCGCGCGGCAACGGCACAGCAGAGAUCCGGCGUCUUGUCAAGAAGGGCUACUUGAUCCGAACACGUGCUGAUAUACCCAUCGAUACCAUCUUGAACCGCACUACAGAGAUGAGGGACUUAGCUUUCGAGAGUGGUGCGCAGAUUGUCAGUACCGAUUUCCCAGCUUGGGGCAUGAGCAGUCGAUGGGGUUGGGACUAUGUCGCCAGGCUUCCCGGAGGAUUGGCUGCGAGAUGCAAUCCUCUUAUCGCACCGGAAGGCUGCAAGGACAAAGAUCUGGAGUAG